Molecule: messenger RNA, 3387 nt
Organism: Papaver somniferum (opium poppy)
Lineage: Eukaryota; Viridiplantae; Streptophyta; Magnoliopsida; Ranunculales; Papaveraceae
Product: alanine--tRNA ligase, chloroplastic/mitochondrial-like
Exons: 13
Coding region: 93-3089 (998 amino acids)
Biological process (GO): tRNA modification; alanyl-tRNA aminoacylation
Cellular component (GO): cytoplasm; cytosol; chloroplast
Molecular function (GO): nucleic acid binding; alanine-tRNA ligase activity; ATP binding
Source: RefSeq, a predicted model, not a curated record
CUCCCCAAUAACGGGCAUAUCAAAAACACAAGUUCGAUGCUUUUCAAAUUUGAAGAUUGCAUAGAAAAAUAAAAGCCGGUUUUGUCCCGGCCAUGGAUGGAUUAAAGCUGUCAGCAGAUUCUCUUCUGUAUAGUCAUGGCGGGAAACCUCUUAUUCCACUUGUUACUACAUCUCACUUAAUUUCUAAACCUAGAUUUCUUAAACCAACAACAAAUUGUAAUAACUUCACUCUUACAAUCGGUUGCAGGUCUUGUGCAGGAGUUAGGGCAGGGAUAUUUCAGGAUGUGAAGGGAUUACGGACAGAGCGAUUUAGAAGAACAAAUGCAUCAGCUUCAAUACAACCUGUUACCACAGAAGUGAUGGAGGAUAAGCCCAAGGAUCUCUCAGUUAGUGGGGAUUCAAUACGCCGUCGAUUUUUAGAAUUUUAUGCUUCCCGUGGUCACAAGAUCCUUCCAAGUUCUUCGCUUGUACCAGAUGAUCCAACAGUUUUACUUACAAUUGCUGGAAUGCUGCAGUUCAAACCUAUAUUUCUUGGAAAGGUACCUAGACAAGUAGCUCGAGCUACAACUUCGCAGAAGUGCAUCCGGACAAAUGAUGUGGAGAAUGUAGGUAAAACAUCUAGGCAUCAAACGUUUUUUGAGAUGUUGGGAAACUUCAGUUUUGGCGAUUACUUUAAAAGAGAAGCAAUCAAUUGGGCAUGGGAGCUUUCUACAAAGGAGUUCAUGUUGCCACCUGAGAAUUUGUGGAUUAGCGUUUUUGAAGAUGAUGACGAAACUUUCUCCAUAUGGCAUGAUGAGCUAGGUGUUCCUGCAGAGCGUAUAAAGAGAAUGGGCGCGGAAGACAACUUCUGGACUAGUGGAGUUACCGGUCCCUGUGGUCCAUGCUCUGAGAUUUAUUAUGAUUUCCAUCCCCAGAGAGGAUAUUCAGAUACGGACUUGAAUGAUGAUAGUAGGUUCAUAGAAUUUUACAACCUGGUCUUCAUGCAAUAUAAUAAGAAGGAUGAUGGCUCCCUAGAACCACUGAAGCAGAUGAAUAUAGACACUGGUCUUGGUCUUGAGAGAGUGGCUCGUAUCCUGCAAAAGGUUGACAACAAUUACGAAACUGAUUUGAUUUAUCCUAUCAUGGAGAAGGCCUCAGAAUUAGCAAUGAUCUCAUAUACUGAAGCAGAAGAACACAUAAAGACCAAUUUCAAAAUUAUUGGAGACCAUGUACGAGCAGUUGUUUAUCUCUUAUCAGAUGGGGUUUUCCCGUCCAAUAUAGGAAGAGGUUAUGUUGUUCGGCGGCUCAUCAGAAGAACUGUUCGUAUUGGCAGACUACUUGGUAUAAAGGGAGAUUGCAAUGGUAACAUUGAAGGAGCUUUUCUUCCAGCAAUUGCAGAAAAAGUGAUUGAAUUAAGCACCCAAAUAGACUCGGACGUAAAGUCUAGGGCACCUCGUAUUCUCGAUGAGUUGAAAAGGGAAGAGCUACGGUUCGUGCAGACGCUAGAGAGAGGAGAAAAGCUGCUUGACCAGUUGUUAACCGAGGCAUUGUUAAGUUCGAAAGAGGAUGGAAAUUCACCAUGUUUGUCUGGCAAGAAUGCCUUUCUUCUGUAUGACACAUUUGGUUUUCCGGUAGAAAUAACUGUGGAAGUUGCUGAAGAAAGAGGUGUUAGUAUAGAUUUAAAUGGUUUUGAUAUAGAAAUGGAGAACCAGCGGCGUCAAUCUCAGGCAGCUCACAAUACAGUCAAACUUGCAGUUGGAGACACAUCGGAGCUUACAGAGAGUGUUUCGGACACUGAGUUUUUAGGGUAUAAUACCCUCUCAGCCAAAGCAAUAAUAAAGGGCCUGAUAUUUGAAGGCAGCUCAGUAAAUGAGGUUUCUGAAGGAAAUGAUGUUGAAAUUUUGUUAGAUAGGACACCUUUCUAUGCUGAAUCCGGUGGGCAAAUAGGAGAUCACGGUUCCCUCUAUCUUACACAAGGUGAGAGUAAACAGAAGACUGUUGUUAAGAUAAAUGAUGUGAAAAAGUCUUUUGGAAAUAUAUUUGUUCACAAGGGCAAGGUUAUGGAAGGAGCUAUCGAGGUAGGAAAACAAGUGGAGGCUGAAGUGGAUGCAAAACUUAGGCAGCGUGCCAAGGUUCACCAUACUGCUACACAUUUGCUACAAGCUGCACUUAAAAGUGUAAUAGGCCAGGAAACAUCUCAAGCGGGAUCACUGGUGGCGUUUGAACGUCUCCGGUUUGAUUUCAAUUUUGACCGACCACUCCAAGAUAGCCAGAUCACAGAAGUUGAAGAAUUAAUCAAUGGGUGGAUUGGUAAUGCAACUAAUCUUGAUACUAAAGUGAUGGCCUUGACAGAUGCGAAAAAUGCCGGAGCAAUUGCAAUGUUUGGUGAAAAAUAUGGAGAGGAGGUACGAGUUGUAGAGGUUCCAGGUGUAUCGAUGGAGCUCUGUGGUGGGACCCAUGUCAACAAUACUUCAGAGAUACGGGGUUUCAAGAUAAUUUCAGAGCAGGGAAUUGCAUCAGGAGUUAGGCGUAUUGAAGCUGUAGCUGGUGAAGCAUACAUUGAUUAUAUGAAUGUUCGAGAUAGCUACAUGAAACAUCUAUGCUCCACCCUCAAGGUAAAACCUGAAGAUGUGACGACAAGAGUGGAAAGUCUGAUGGAGGAUUUGCGGAUGGCGAGAAAUGAAGUUUCAGCUGUGCGCUCUAAAGCAGCAGUAUACAAGGCAGCAACCCUUGUGACCAAAGCUUUUUCUAUUGGAACUUCCACAAAAAUACGGGUUCUUGUUGAGAAUAUGGAUGACUUGGAUGCUGAUUCAUUAAAAAGCGCAGCUGAAUAUUUGGUUGAUACAUUAGAAGAUCCUGCUGCGGUGAUCCUUGGGUCAUCUCCAGGUGAAGGUAAGGUUAGUUUGGUUGCUGCAUUUAGCACAGGAGCUGUCAAACUUGGAAUUCAAGCAGGUAAGUUUAUAGGACCCGUAGCCAAGUUGUGCGGUGGAGGAGGUGGUGGUAGACCCAAUUUUGCUCAGGCAGGUGGAAAGAAACCUGAAAACUUGUCGGACGCCCUUGAAAAGGCAAAAACCGAUCUGGUAGCAGUUCUGUCAGAGAAAGCAGUCUGAAGCUACAGCAGGUGUUGGAACUUCAGUUGUCAAUAUGACCCAACUUGGUGAGUUGAAGUAGCAGUUCACCCAACUUGGUGAACUAAAGUACCUCAAACAAGGGAGAAAAGUCUUUGUUUCGGUUUCUUCUUCCAAGUUCCUGCUGCAGGGCUUGACAUUUUUGUUCAUGUACAGGAAGAUGAUACCAGAAGCUAGUUAGUCAGUUUUUUCUUCUGUAAAGUUUUAACAGUUAACAUGUAAAUUAGUUAAGAACAACUUAUGGUGAUUAUAAAGCAUGUCAUAAUCUCGAGUCUAACGG